This is a messenger RNA of Podarcis lilfordi (Lilford's wall lizard), 11204 nucleotides long. The record is from the annotation of a GenBank genome assembly. Lineage: Eukaryota; Metazoa; Chordata; Lepidosauria; Squamata; Lacertidae.
AUGCCCACGCUGGAGGUGCCCGCGCUGGAGGAGCUAGAAGUGGAUGAGGUGAGCGUGAGAAAUGGCGCGGGGGGGGGGCAGGGGAAGAGGUGGUAUUGAUCCCACCCCUCACAAAUGUAUGAGGGGGACCCCCACCUCAGUUUCCCCUCCCCCCCCUCAGUCCCCCACCCCCGCAUCUGUUCGUUACGUUUCUGUCUCGCCCUUUGAGCUCCAUGAGGAGUCAUACGCGGUAAUUAUUAAAUUACGCUGCUGGUGGGACAUGUCAAAUUCAAGGUACUUGACAAUUGGCUGGCAGAUUUGGGCUUUGGCCUGAGACACCCGGUAGCCAGCUGCUGCCAGGUGAUUCAGGAGAUCUUUGGUCUCUUGCAGACACGUGUCUUCCUCUUUACAUGCAAUUAGAAGGCCAUCUGCAUACGGAAGAAGAAGGCGGUCGGGGGAGGUGGGGAAGCUAGCUAGGUCCGUGGCUAAAGCCACCCCGAAAAGUGCGGGCGAAUUUUUAAACCCUUGUGGGAGUCGUGUCCACGUGUACUGUGUUUUAGUCCUGGUCUCUGGGUCCAUCCACUGAGAGGCGAAUAAAUUUUGGCUUUCCUCAGCUAGCCGGCAGCAAAAGAAGGCGUCUUUCAAGCCCAAUGCAGUGAAUUGCGUUGCAUUGCAAUAAGGCUACACCACAACAGCAACCCUGUGAGGUAGCCCCCUCCCCCCAAUUUGCAGGCAGGGUCGACUCUCCCCUCUUUCCCCUCCCCUCGCUGUUAAAGGGCUUCCUCUCCCAAACCCCCCUCCCCAUUUAAGACCCAAAAUGUCAGAGAAAAGUCAUUUCACAAACGUACACAUACACCAACCCCAAAGUGACUCGUGGCCCCCCCCCUUUGGGCCAGGUUUUGGCCAUUCCACCCAUUCUAAAUAAAAUAGAUGAAAGCUAAGUAAAUAUCUCUUCUAAAUAAAAGCCCUCAAGGAGGACGGCAACAGGAAUUCAAACCCUUUGCAGCAGGUGUUGCCAUUUAUUUAUUUAUUUAUUUAUUUAUGGCAUUUGUACCCCGCUUUUCCCCCUGAAGGUUGGUGUACGUGGUUCUUGCCUGCUCCUCCUUUGAUCCCCACAGGUAACGUAAACGGUAAAGGAUCCCCAGCCAAAGGCGACUGUGGGGCGCAGCGCUCAUCUCACUUUCCAGGCCGAGGGAGCCGGCGUUUGUCCGCAGACAGCUUUCUGGCCACAGCAACCACCCUGUGGGGUAGGCCAGGCUGAGUGGCAGCCUCUGACCCUCAAGGUCACCCAGUGAGCGUCAUGGCAGAGCAGGGAUUCGAACCCUGGUCCUCUCCCAGGUCCUACUCCGACACGAACCGCUGUCCCAUGCUGGCUCUCCCAAGGACUAGCCCCAAGCCUCAUGGCGGAGUGUGUGUGGUUCAAAUCCGCACUGAGCCGUGAAGUUCACUGGGUGACCUUUGGGGCCAGCAGCCAUCUCCCAACCCGACCUACCUUACAGCGUUGUUGUGAGGAUAUAAUGGGGGGGGGACCACCUUGAGCUCCUCAGAGGAAAAGGUACAGCGAGCCCACAAUUUACAUUGAACUUGAGCACAUUCAGCUUUAUGUGCUUCAUUGAAUCAUAGAAUCUUACGAGUUGGAAGGAACCCAAAGGCCAUCUAGUUCAACGCCUGCAAUGAUUGUCAAAAAAGUGAUAAAAACAAAAUAAAAGGGGGACUGAAAAGGGGUGGUAAUCCAGGAAAAAAGACUUUGGCAACCCCACCCACCAUUCAGCCUAGUGUGCUUUGACUAUACACAAUUUUGACUGCAAGUUUACUGUAUAAAAAUGCAAUAAUAAUUUUCAGAGGGACAACAAAGGGUCUCGUAGAUUUCUAUGGCAGAAUAUAGAUUCUUAUCUGUGAAGGGUUAUAUUGUAUGAAAACUCCUACCUUGCUGUCAACUGGCUUUUGUUUUUUAAUUCAAAUUACGUAUUCUUGAUUGACAAUCUUCUCUCCUCCCGCUACUUUGGCCGCUGAUGUCAUUGAUAACCAAUAAGAUGUACAACCUUGUGCAAAACAUUUGUGUAGAGAGGGGUAUGAUUUAUUAAGAGUAUUGUAUUGCUUAUCAUAAGCCCCUGGGGGGAUAAUACACUCCACUCGUUAAAUACCUUGAUAUUACACAUAUAUGGGUAUCUUUUCCCUCCUACCACUAACCCUUGUUCUCACAAAAUGUUUAAAAGUGAACGUUCAGAUUCUCUUUUUUAUUUUUUUGUUUUAAUAAAGUUUUUUAUUGAUACAACAAGAAAAAAGAAAAAAAAAACACAAAUACCAAAUUUCACACAAGAAUAACCAUAGACACAUAAUUUUCUUAGCAAACAUUAAAACAUCUAUUGGUCUUAACACUAAAGACCCAACCUCCCAUCUAUUCCAUAUUUCAAAUUCAUAUUACUCAUUGCCAAUACACACUUUUAUCAUAAUUAAACUUAUUCUUAAUAAAUCUAAUUUCAUAUAUAUCUACCUUGCAACUAUUACUGAAGUUCCUCAAAUGCUGCAACAGAAUUUAAACUACUAUAUUUAUUUUUCAGAUAUUCUUUGAAAACCUCCCAUUUUGAAACAAAUUCCUGUUUUGAUUUAUUCUUUAUUUUUUCUGAUAAACCAUCUAAUUUGGCAUAUUCUGUCAGCUUUUGGAUCCAAUCUUGUAUAGAGUGGAUUUCAUUACUCUUCCAUUUUGCUGCGAUCAAAACUCUUGCUGCCGCCAUCGCAUAUAAAAAGAUACCCUUCCUCUUUUGUGGAAUAUCCAAAUCUGUUAUUCCCAGGAGGUAGGCCUCUGGUUUUUUAUUGAAAGACAUCUUUAGCAUUUUUGGCAUUUCUACAUGGAUACUCUGCCAGUAUGUGUUUUCCUACAUAUCCACCACAUAUGGUAGAAUGCUCCUGAGUCUCCACAUCUCCAACAAUUACUUGACACAUGUUUAUACAUUUUUGAAAGUUUCCAUGGUGUUAGAUACCAUCGAUGUUGCAUUUUUUGAAAGUUCUCUCUAAUCGUGUAACAAUUUGUGAAUUUCCAAUUGAUCUUCCAUAAAUUUUCCCAUUGGGCCAUGGUUAUUGAAUGGCCAAAAUCCUGGGACCACCUCACCAUUGCCACUGUUACCACCUCCUCCUUGACUGUCCAGUCGAGGAGGAGUCGAUAAGUUUUGGAAAGAGUUUUUCUUUUAGAAUUUCAAGAUCAGAUUCGAAUUGGGAAAUUUCUGUUGAGAACCCCUUUUGUUUGUCAGAUUUAAAUCUUUCAAAUAACUGAUGGUAUUGGAACCAGUCUGAGAUGUGUUCUCUUAUUUCCUCAAAGUUUUUAAAUUUUAUUUGGUUAUCUUCAUUUUUUAGAAGUGUUUUAUAUGUUGGCCAGCUUUCCUGAGUAUUUUUCCGUUUUACUGCUAUGGCUUCUGUUGGAGAAGUCCACCACAGGACUUUGGGCUCCAUCAGGUCUUUAUAUUUUUCCCAUACAGCAAAGAGUGACUUUGUUAUUAUAUGGUUGGUAAAAUUUUUAUGAAUUUUUGCUUUUCCAUAUAUCAGGUAGGCGUGCCAUCCCCAACGGUUGUCAAAACCUUCCAGGUCCAGGAGGUCCGGAUCCUGCAACGUGCACCAAUCUUUUAGCCAGGUGAAACAGGCUGCCUCGCAGUAAAGUUUUAGGUCGGGUAGAGAAAAGCCUCCUCUCUCUUUUAUGUCUAUUAAGAUCAGGUGUUUAAUCCUAGGUUUCUUCCCUUCCCACAGGAAUUUGGAAAUUUCUCUUUGCCAUAUCUUGAGACAACCUGCUUCGCCCAGUAUUGGAAUCAUUUGAAGUAAAAAGAUUAAAAGAUUCUUAUUGUCUUAAUAAUUAGUGUCAUCCUACAUAAAACAUUUCCUGUUAUUACUUCUAUAUAUCAUUUAAAAAAUCUGUUUUUUAAUUAAUUAUCUUGUGGUAGCUCCUACACUCUGGAACUCCCUGUGCCUUGACUAAGCUAGAACUUUCACUGUGCUCUCUUCUACACCUGCUGAAAUUUCUUUGUUUAGGCAAGCGUACCCAGAGAUGUAAAGCUGAUAUGUAAUUUAAUAUCUAAUCUUAGUUUGCAACAUACAUAUUUAAUAUAUUUAACUGGUUGUUUUUAUUUAUGUCUUGCUUUUAAAAAACCUGUUUUGCGUUCAACUUUUAUGGACAACUUCAAUCCAUAUUUCAUAUUCUUUGCAAACCAUGUUGAGGUUUUAUUUACAGUUAAGUGGUAUACAAAUUCUGUUAAAUAAAUGAAAUAUAUUGUGUUGUAAUGUUUGUGUAUAGUACACAAGUUUCAUUGUGUGCUGCCCCUUGGCAUUCUUGUGAGUGCAGGACCUUACUCCCAUUUUACAUAUAUGAGAAGGAGAAUGCAUGCCUGCAGUUUGGCUAUUCUUCAUUCAAUUGGCUCUCGUGGAGCUUGUAAGAGUCCUAUGCAUUCCCAGACACACACCCUCAGCCUGUUGCUAACUCCCUGGCUUGCUCCUCAGGUAAAUGUAACCUCAGCCGUACUGAAAGCAGCAGCUCAUCAUUAUGGCUCACAGUGUGACAAGCCCAACAAGGAGUUCAUGCUUUGCCGCUGGGAAGAGAAGGACCCACGGAAAUGUUUAAAGGAAGGCAAGGAAGUGAACAAGUGUGCAUUGGACUUCUUCAGGUAUGCCAUUUGAAGAGUCUUGGUGAGUCGGACCAAAGGCCCAUCUAUUAUUACUGAUCUUUGGGGGCUUAUUUUUGCCUGAAGGGCAGGGCUAAAGAAAAUCCUUCAAAUAAAUAAAACUACUCCCAUGCCCUUCUAGUAAUUUUGCCUUCUUCCUUUGGCCAGAAAUACAUUUUUAGUAUUUGAGAUCCCGCCUCCCAAAGGCUUUGCAGGUUCAUAUUGCAAAAGAAAACUGAAUCUCUUCCCCUACAGCAAAUUUUGCUCAUGUCUUAUUAGACAUUGGUUAAAUUAUCUUGUGAAUGUUGUUGCUGUUAGGUACCUACAGAUUUUUUUUAAGGGAAAGGCAGGGUAUAAAUGUAACCGGUAAAUGAGUAAGUAAUUUUGCUUAUGUCAAAAUAAGCAAGUGACAUGAUGCUGUUUUAACUAUUCUUUUUUCAUAACCUACUUGCUUCUCCAGCUCCAAGAUUAACUCUGUAGGAAAAUCAUAUCUCUGAAGUGACCCUGAAAGACACACAGGUUCAUCCAAGGCAAGGGAUCUGAAUCCAGAUUUCUUUUACAAUCUGCUAGGGCAAUUAUCGUGCCUGUGACAACUGCUGUGUUCUUUAAAACACGCACACACACACGCACACGUUUCUUCUCAGAUAUCUUCUGUUUUAACUUCCCUCUAAUUCUAUAGUGAGUUCAAAUGGUUACCCAUUAUUGUCUUUAAUUGAUGACUCAUUCGUGCCCUGUAGCUCCUUUCCCCUCCAUGAUGGGAACAACUUCCUAAUUUUGAAAAGUUCCUGUCAGUGAUAGGUCACAUCUGACUUGGAUUUUAAAUUGCCAAAAUGUCAUGUAUCAGAUGCUGUAAGAACUUUGAAAUACAGUUUUAUGAAUCCACUAUGCUUCCUUCAGUUUUGUAGAAAAACUGAAAGGCAAUAAUACUAACACUGUUUACUUUUUUUGAUCGGAUGCUACCCUGUUGUUGUUCUCAGUUUUGGAUUGACAAACAUAUUUGUGUUAUUUGCCAAAGGGAUUUUGCAUGGUACGGGGAUGGGAGCACGAAUAUAGAAAAUAUUUGCAGUCUGAGUUGGCAUUACAGGCCAGAGUUCUUCUGUUUUCACUAUGACUUUAGUUUUGUGGUACUCCAGCUGUAACCAGAGAGAACACAUAGCUUGCUGUGGUCUUCAAACCCAUGUGUGAGCAAAAUAAAAAGGUGCCUUUUAAGAAUCACUCUGCCUACAUUUUCACUUCAGGAAACAUUAAUGCAGCAUCUUUGUGUUUCUAGGCAGCUUAAGCUGCAUUGCGCAGAGCCAUUUACCCAAUACUGGACUUGCAUUGACUAUAAUAACCUGCUAGAACUUCGCAAGUGCCGCAAGCAGCAGCAGGUCUUUGAUGACUGCGUCCUGGAUAAGUUGGGCUGGGUGAGACCUGAUCUGGGACAGCUGUCAAAGGUAACUGAAUGUGUUUGCUGGCUCUUUCUUACGUGCACCGGGUGUUAACCUAAUCACUCCUUGCAAGGCGUUUUUCAUUUUGCCUCUCAUCUGAAUGGUAGUGUUGUCACCUGAUCCUGCACUUCGGCCCAGGAGGAAUUUGCAAACUUGGCCAGUCUUUCCUCAGGGCUAGCUCCCCAAGCAUUGAGGCCGGUAUCUAGAAAUUCCAGCCUUUUCAGCAGUUUUGCCUUGCAGAGAAUUGUGAUGAGCAUCCACACAGGGGGGCUCUCUUUAGUCAUCUUCAGAGUGUUUUUGGCUCAGCCAAGAUGGAAAAUUUGGCUCUCAAGGUAGCUGGUUUCUGGGUUUCAAAUUGUGUCUCUGACCCCAGUUCACAAGCAGUGUUCAAUGCCAUUGUUUAAAAUAAGCUGUGGUUUAAUGCAGAGAAGUGCUUUUCUUAUCUCCUGUUUCUGACUGUGCCAUACAGGGAUGAAGGAAACUAGCUUGCCCUCAUGUGCAAACCCACGUUCAUACAGGCUCAUAGUUUGUCUCCAAACCAAAAGCAGAAACCAAAGUCUGUUUUUGGCUUCCCGCUUGUAGCUUGUUUACCUCCACACUGCAAGUCUGCAGGAACCUGAAUUUGCACAUAACAACAAACCAGACUCUCUUGUUUAGGGCUGGUUUGCUGUCCUGUGUAGCCCAGUCAGGAGAGGGGAAGGAGCUUGCCCACAUUAAACCAUGGUUUAUUUUAAACCAUAAUCUGAUGUGUUGGAGCACCCAUGUGUGUUCCCUGCAGGUCAGAGUGAGCCUUAGAAUAACCACUUUCUAAUUCCUGUUGGGGGAAAUCACUGAAGGACAUGGAGGGGUGUGUGUGCCACGGAGUGGAAGGACUCCAGCUUAGCAGUAGGAUAUAUGCUUUGCAUACAAAAGGCUCUCAGCUUCAAUCCUGGCCCAUAGUCCAGGCUUCUUCCUUUAUCUACAGUGGUGCCUCGCAAGACGAAAUUAAUUCGUUCCGCGAGUUUUUUCGUCUUGCGGUCUUUUUCGUCUUGCGAAGCACGGUGUCGGGAAAGUUUUGGAAAAGCUUCAAAAAUCACCAAAGUCUUCAAAAAACCUCAAAAAAGGCUACCACACCGUGUGCUAUGAGUUGCUCCUCGAAGUCAAGUCGCAACUGUAUUAACGGUUUUAAGAAAAAGGAAACAAACUUGCAAGACGUUUCCGUCUUGCGAAGCAAGCCCAUAGGGAAAAUCGUCUUGCGAAGCAACUAAAAAAACCAAAAACCCUUUCGUUUUGCGAGUUUUCCGUCUUGUGAGGCAUUCGUCUUGCGAGGUACCACUGUACUGCUGUUACUUGGGGCACAGGUGGCCUCAGUGGUGCACAGUGCCUUCCACCAGCUUAGGCUGGUGGCCUAACCAUGACGCUGUCUGGGCUGCAGUAAUCUGGCUGAAGUAGUCUACUUUGGUAAACUCAAGAUUGGGUCAUUGUGGUGCAAUUUCUGUGAAGCUGCCUUUGAAAGCUGUUCAGAAACUGCAGUAGAGUGCAGCUGCCAGGCUCAAGAUGAGCUGAUUUUGGAACACCCAAUUCUGACACAGCUGCACAGGCAGCCUAGGCCCAAAUCAAAGUGUUGGUUUUAACCUCACACACGGCUCGGGACCCCAAUAUUUUUCAGGUCACCUCUCUCCCAGACCUUUUGGUUUUUAUUUGAGGCCCUCCUUUGGGUGCCCCUUCAGAGAAACUUUGGAGGAUGACAGCAUGGCAGAGGGUCUUUUCUGUUUUGGCUCCCAUCUGUGCCAGGGUAAGACUUACCUCUUCUCCCAGACAUUUGACAACAAGGCUGAUAGCUUGUUUUUCUAGUUUGUUGACUUUUUUUUCUGCUGGGUUACUGCAGUGAUUUUACUGAAACAUUACUUAUUGGGGGCGUUAUAGGCUCUUAAGCUUUUAAAAGUCACUUAGAGACUUUUGUACUAAGUGACUAUAGAGUUAAAUAAAUAACAGUCCAGCAUCUGGGCACCAGCUUUGCCAUUUCUGGUACAUAAUAAGGCACCUCUCUAUGCUCAGAUUCCUUGAUAUAGGUUUGUUUGCACUAAGCACCAUUUGGAUGGACUGGCUUCCUUUUGCAAAGCUUCCUGUUUGUCACACUUUCCAGGCUGUUUGCUGCUCACCACACAUUUCAAUGUGAUUCUUUUUCUUCCAGGUCACCAAAGUGAAGACUGACCGGCCACUGCCUGAGAAUCCCUAUCACUCUAGGCAAAGACCACAACCAAACCCACCAACUGAAGGCGAGUUGCAGACAUCCAAAUAUGGAAGCAAGUUGUCCUUCUUUGAUUUUUAAACUGGCUAGCUUGCCUCCUUCAAAACAACACCUGAAUUCUUAAUGACUGUAAAUAACUCUUUCCUGGUGUAUUUUGAACGCCCUCUGUAUUUGGUAGUCAUUAAGGAUAAUAAACUUCAAAUGGUGUGGUUUGCCUAAUGCAUUUUCUUGUAUGUGUAGGUUUUGUUUCUGAAAAGUAAAAGUGCAAGAAAGUUCUAAGUCUGGAAUAAAAUCCCUUAAACAAUUCCAAGAAAAUCCCCCAUUGGCUCAGGAUGCAAUUGGUUAUACUUAAGGAAGAUGUUUUGAGCAGCCAGCCAGCUCCAGCCUCCACAUCUGGAGGGCACCCAGUUGGGGAAGGCUGGUUUCCAGUGUUUGACAUAGCAUCACUUCUUUAUGUUAGGCAUAUCAAUUACAGAAAUAUUGUUAGAAUAUAUUUAAUUGCCUUGAUCAUAGGUCAACAAAGUAUACACAGAUCAGCGCCACAUCAAGAAAACAUAAAUAAAAAACAGGUAAUUACAGACAUGUUUACAAAUCAGACUAUACAACAUGCAAAUGUUUUUGAAACAGCCGGAUACCCUUAAAAGAAUCUGCCAGGUGGGUGUCCGUAUAAUUUUGUUUGUUUAGAUCCUUCUGGUUCUGCUGCCAACGGGACUGCUUUUUCAAUAAGAGUCCUGUCUUUGGGAAAGAUUUAUAAGUGUUUGAGCUGUUAAAUCCCAAAAGCAAAUGGUCAUGUACAGUUUAUACUUCUUUGGACUCUGGGGUUGGCUCUUUUUUUUUUAAAGUCUUCUUUUAAAAUUACUUUUUACUGAAUUUUCCUUUCCUGGUUUUCAAACUGAGCUCACUUGUCAAACCCUUGGCAUCCUGAGUUCCCUCCAGAUGUAUUGGACUACAGCUCAAAUCAGCCUUGGCCAACAUAGUCUGAACCAUCUGGUGGGCACCUGGAGGGCAAAAGCUUUCAUUAGGUAUUUCUGGUCCCUCUUGCCCUGUUUCUCCCCCCCUCUUGUGCUAGGACACUUGCUGCUUUCAAUGUCUCCUUGUAAUGGCUCAGCAGCGUUGAGUCUUCAGCACAAGAAUGCUUCUCCAGGUAGGUUGAAACCCAUUUCCUUGGAAGAUUGCCUUCCCAUGUGUGUGUACCAAGUGUACCUGAUGGCUAAACUGCAUCCAGCUGAAUUGAAUGGAGCUGGGUUAAGGUACGGUCCUCGUCAAAGAAGGUGCUGCACAUUUUGUGGGUGACCUUUUCAUCUUCCGUAACAUCAGGUGCUGAUUCUUCUGCCUUCGCCACCCUGCAGUGCUGAAUUUAGGGUGGUGUGAUUGGUUUCCCUGCACAGGGUGCUGAGCUGAAGGGGUGCAAAACAACAACAACAACAACAUUUAUAUGGAUGCCUACUGAGAAGAUCCACUAAAAAAACUGCUCCAAAAGGAAUUGCAGUGGUACCUCCAGUUGUGAAUGGGAUCCAUUCUGGAGCUCCGGUUGGAUCCUGAGAAAUUUGCAACUGGAGGUGCUGCUUCUGCGCAUGCAUGCGCCGCGGUUUAGGACUUCUGCGCAUGUGCAUGGCAUGUGGAGCACUUCGGUGCAUGCGCGCGGGGCAAAACCCGGAAAAAUACUUCUGUGUUUGCCACGUACGUAUCCCGAAGGAUACGUAACCGGAGGUGAACAUAAGCAGAGGUACCACUGUAUUGUUCUCUGAACAUAGCAAUGGUGCCCACUUGAGAGAUGCUGGAACUGAGUUCCAGUGAGUUCUGGCUGAAAAAAAGCCCUGCUGCUUCUCAUCCAUAUCCUGUUUUAUUUCAGUUAACCACUGUAAACUGCCUUGGGUAUUUUAAUGGACACUUGGAAGCUGCCUUAUACCAAGUGAGACCACUGGUCCAUCUGUUUUAAUAUUGUCUACACUGCCUAGCAGCAUCUCCAGGAUUUCGGGCAGGAAAUCUCUCCCUGCCCUGUCUGGAGUUGCCAGGGAUUGAACCUGGAGCCAGGUUCUGCAUGCAAAGCAAAUGGCCCAACACUGAGCUACGGUGAGGUGUGUAAAUAUAUGUGUGUUUAUAUAUAAAUAUAUACAGGUGGUGACCAUUUUGCAUGCAGGUUCUGUUCCUGGUCCCUACACGCAUUGGCAGAGUGUGCAUAAGCAUGUCCCAUCAUGUUCUGCCCUCUUCUGGGUCCAAAAGGAACCAUGCGUUUGUGAUCGUGCAUCAGUCUGGCGCGCCUUAAUUGGUUGCUGCCUAUACAGGUGUGACCUGUGAUAGAAUGUUGCAGCCUGAAGUGCCAGGGUGCCAGCCAGGGUGCCAGCCAGCCACACGUGCCAUGCUACUCCAUUCACUCCCCACACCUUCGCCAUACCCCACUACAGCAUUCUGUGUCCACAGCACCCUCUGUCCUCACUGAAAUGCUUUGGGAGUGUACCCCCUCCCCAAGCUUGCUUUUCUAAAAACAUUCGCCUCUGCAUCAAGAAGUGUCAACUCCUAGCUCAGUGGUCAAACACUGACUUUGCAUCCAGGCAGCCCCAGGUUGAAUCCCCAGUGGCAUCUGCCUGAAACCCUGGAGAGCUGUGGCUGUACUAAUUGGAUGGCUCCGUUGGUUAGCGCAUGGUGCUGUUGAUGCCAAGGUUGCAGGUUCAGUCCCUGUAUGGGACAGCUGCAUAUUCCUACAUUGCAGAGAGUUGGGCUGGAUGCGCCUCAUGGUGCCUUCUGACUGAUUCUAAGAUAAUGUCACUCAGUGUAGGCAACACUGGUCUAUACAGAGCUCAGCUUUUUAUGUUCCCUUAGGUGGGACAAAAGAAGAAGCAGCAAGGACUGAAGGUGUUACGUUUUCCCUUCAAGCUUGAUGGCAUCACAUCAGCCUUCCAGAAACUUCAGUCAUGGGCAUAA